Messenger RNA from Acanthaster planci (crown-of-thorns starfish), 6185 nucleotides. RefSeq lists its product as uncharacterized. The record is from RefSeq and is a predicted model, not a curated record. Gene Ontology annotation, cellular component: membrane. Lineage: Eukaryota; Metazoa; Echinodermata; Asteroidea; Valvatida; Acanthasteridae.
UUUGAGCCGGUUUCCGUGCGAGGGUGGUGCGAGCCGACUGCUCGCAAUUCUGCUCGAUUCUGGUGCCAUUUCCUUGGAUUUUUACGAUUCUGGAGACAGUUGGAGGGACCGAAUUUGCCGGGGAUAUUGUCUUUGUGCCCGUUGGGAUAGGAAAGUGCCACGCCCGAAGAGAAAGCGCUGAGUCGGGAAGCGGAGGGACGAGGGAGGCCGGUCGGUUGCGCGUCGCCCAAGCAGACGCAGAGCCCAACACCGACGCGACGUGCUUGCUGUGUCUUGAGGCUCAUGCCGUGUAUUUUCGCAUGCUGCCUUGUGCCUAUAUUAUUUUUUACACUGGAGCGAGCAAUGACCCUGUUCAAGCACCAAAGCCCGCCCUCACGAAAUUCUUGAAAUGACGAAGCCCGAUUUUCUGCAAAGCUUUAGUCUCGCUUAUGAAUUUUUAAUUCUUACACAUUUUGGAAUAAACAAAUAAAAAUACUCAGAAACGGCAAAUUAAUUUAAGUUUGCAUCACAACAGAUGAUAUGCUAGCCAACAAAGUGUCGAGAGGAGUAAUGAAGUCGCAAACGUACUUGUGGCAUUACAAAAACUACAAGAUUUCGGCCGAAUCUGAAAGCUUUUAGCUGUUUGCCUCCUUCAUUUUUUUUCAUCUAGAGAAUAAUUUGCAAAAUUCUAUAGAAAUCUUCUUUUGAAAGAAAAAAAAUACACGAAUGAUUUUUACGAAUAACAUGCCCGGUCUUGUACUCGAAAUUAUCGAAUUUCAUAAUGAAUUGAACCUUGCCGCGUGACAACACCUGCUGAAUUUUGGCGGGCUUUUGCUGCAGUGGUCCGCGGCUGAUUUUUGUGGCGGCGUAUUCGUCGCGGAGUAAAUUUGCUCCCUGUAAACCACCCUUUUCUCCUUGUACAACAAAAUGUAUCAACCAGUGACUGAGGAAAUACCCCCAGACGAAAAACCUCCCGACUCUCCGGACAGUUUCCAACUGGCAAGGGGAGACGAAAGGCCUGUCGAGGAGCAAGACGAUCUCCCGGAGGCAGACCAUGCGGCGGUGGUGGAUGAUCCAGGUGUCGAAUUCAGCUCGUCCCGGUCUGGCCUGCCACCUCGUGAUCAUCAAGCCGGUUCCGGGGCAGCCUCUCAGCAGCAAAGGGACCGAUUUUAUCUGAGGUGGGAACCUCAUUACUUGACAACUUUGCCAGGAAUUAUGAAGAUGCUACAGUUGGUAAUCACACUGACUGCCCUCAUAUGCUCAACGAACAUCAGUUACCGCGGCAGUGAUUAUCUUGCGCUCCCUGCGGCCUGGAAGUUCCGGGUGUUUGUGUUCACAUCGGUACUAUCUCUCCUCUGUUGCAUCGGCCUGCUCUUCUGUCGUGCCACGAAUGUAGCGCGAUCCCUUCCCAUCGACUGGCUCAUGCUGGACAUCAUCUUAAGCUGUUGUCUCAGUUUCCUCUAUUUUGUUGCCUCCUGCAUGAUUGCCUCAGCUAGUGCUGCCUAUAACCGGACAUUUAUAGUCGCUGAUUGGACUGCCAGAAACAAGCUCAUAGCUGGAGUGGUCCUGGGCUAUACAUGCUCCCUCCUCUAUGCCGUCCAUGUCCUGGGCAUCCAUAUUCGCUUCAAGAGGAGGGUCCAGUUUCGUCACCAGCUCCUGCAAGUGGACUCUGGCUCUAUUGACUCCAUACAGCCGGAGGUGUAGCUGCAGCCACAGCAGCCAUGUGCAAUGAUAGUUUACUUGCCAUUACAGAAAAUCGUCUUCAGUGGAAAUUUUUGUUCUCAAUGUUUGACGGAAAUAAGGGUUAACUUUUUGGUGGGUAUUCGGCUCUGGGUACUCUUAGGUAUUUUUCAAGCCUGUUGCUGGGUUUUAGCUAGUGCAUUAGAACAUGAAAGACAAAGGAGUUUAUUGUCUUAGAACUACAAUUUAAGUUUGAAAGAUUUUGAUCUUUUGAAGAUUCAAGUAUCCUAGAAUGUAUCUUUAUUGUGUGCAAUAGACCACUGAAAUAUAUAUCAUGGCAGUGGUGUAUCUAAGGGGAGAGGCAUGGGGGCACUAUUUUAACCUAUACUGUACCCAUUGCCCCCCCCCUCCAAAAUAUGAGGGUCCCCCAUAGUGCCCCCUGCAAUAUUUACCCCCGGUUACACCACUGUAUCAUGGUCACACUUAUUGUAAUACAGUUCCUCUGUGAAUAAUUACCUCCAGGUGUCUUCAACUGUCUUUGUAUUGGACAACUAAAUUCUAUUCUGAGUUUUCUGUGAAAGAUUCCACUGGGGACUUAAUGUCGUUUGGAUGUUGAAACAAUUGUUGAAACAAAUGCCGAGUGCCUAAGAGGCAGAUUUUGCUCGUCAAGCAAUUUCUGCUGAUGGUGUAACCUGGAAUGACACAGUGUAAGGGCGCAAAACUUAACUGCUAGGCACAAAUCAGCCAUGAGCUACUUCAGAGCAGUAUAUCCAUACCAGGAUAUUGAUCAGCGAUCUGAAGGAAACUUGACAAAUUUUUGUUCCCAACUCCAAUGCCUUGACUUGGGCUCAAUUUCUCUGAUAUUCUUCGCAGCGACAUCAUAUGCUGGGCAAAAAAACAAAACCACAAAAAAAAUUUGCCAACCAAUUGGCUUGUUUUCUCAUGGCUUGUUCACAGCCAAGUAUGCUUACUGCAUGACUUUGCUAAGUAGCAUGUCUUCUGCCCUGCAGCUUUGUGAAAUGGGUCCCUGUCUGGCAUGGCAAACUAAAAAAAAAAAGGGCCACAUCAUACAAAUAUUGGGAGAUCUUUGUCGGGAAAACUACCUUGGCUGUUUUCCCAGUGACGUAGCCACUGUAUGUACAUGUACAUAUAGCUGCUUGUGGUGGCUGCCAUGUCUGGCAUGGCACAUAAUUGCAGAUGCUUCACAGAUUCUGUCUGCAGUCUGUAGGCCUGCCUCGGGGAAUGCUAACAAACUUUAGGCUGCUUUAAAAUUCUAGGGAGUGAAUCCUGGCAAGUCAGACCACUCGUUAGAAUUCCAAGAUUUAACAACGGGCCUGGGAGUGUUAAGAUUAUUUCAGAUUUACCUCGAAAUCUGAAUGUUGAAAUGAAAAGAAUAAAGGAAUUAACAUGUGAAAUGCUUUUUGAGUUGCUGGAUGUCAAAAUGGUGAUCCUGCCAGCAAACGGUAAAGGGCCUUUAAUGAUGGCACGCAAUUUUGGCUGGUCUUUUGCCACAGACCUAGCUGCAUCAUUGACAGAUUUGACCAAUUUUACAUGAUGUAAUCAAGUCGCCUUCUCACCAUAACCUCAGUGUUGCUGCACAACGAAAUCAACUUUUAUGUUCAGUUUCAUUUGGGUUGAAACAGUAAAAAGGUGGUAGCAGUGUGGUUGAGCUUUUAGAUUGUUUUUUAGAUUUAGAGUUGCAAAGGAAUAGUUUUAUACAAAAAGACAAUUUGCUAUUUCUGAGUGGCCAUAGGCAUUGCCGUCCACUCCAAGAAAGUCAUCAGGGAAGUUGCCAAGUUUCUUUGGUGUUGCAUUUUCACUCAUGUCAAAAGCUCUCAAACUUUUUGAGUUGACUGAUCAGGAUUCCGGACUGAUAAGGAUCAUUAAUGAUUGGUGGAGUUCUUGUUUAAAUGUACUGUGCUCUUUUACGAAGUAAAUAAAAAAAGGCAAGUGCUUUAUUUAUUUAGUUAAUUAUUUGUUUGUUUUGGUAAAACUCCCAUUUGAAAUAUUUUGGUAUCUCAAAAUGAAGUAUCUUGUGAAGUACCAAGUUUUGAGAACAUUCCAAAAUUGUACAGUAUUAAUAUUUGAGAACUAAUGUAUAUAGACGCACUUGUGCACAAGUAAAGAAAAUAAAUGUGUCUUUUUGUGUUAUAGUUCUUCAGUUUUCCCAAUUGCAUUAGCCCUAGUAAAAAGAUCAUUGCCCUUGUUGGUUUGGCAGGUGUUUUUAUUUUACCAUUAAUUUCCCAUCCUCGAGGGCUGUAAAACAAUGAAUUUGUUGUCCGGCCCGGUGUUUAAUGAAGUUUUUCUUAUGCCUGCCUAUCCUAAUAUUUCACUUAGAGAGGUUAGGUUUUAAAGGCGGACAGAAAGGUUAACAGAAGAACCAGUUUCCUCUGUGGGAGUGGUUUAUGAUUCCUACAUGGGAAAUUCAUCAUGUGCAAUAUCUUAAAAGGUGCAUCAUGGAUGGUUAUUGCAGUUUAACACUUAUGAUUAAGAAAAGAUAGCAUGUAGGAAUAAAUUUCAGCCUUGGGCUUCAUGCCCUUUAACCCUUUUUCAAAAGAAAGAAAACAGUUUCAGUAUUCCCUGGAUCAGCAUUUGUGAAAUCUUUCAAGAUCAGAUCCUCAGCUAAAUGUGAGCCCUCAUAUAGCAGGAUUUUUUGGUUACUGUUCAACUGAAUUUCUUUUUCCUCUUGGCAAAAAUGUAGCCUCUCACAAUUGGAAGAGAAAAAAAAGGCUGGACUGAUAAAAACCAUUCAGCUGCCCAUGCAUAAGGUGUUAUCUGAAAAACAAUUUAUAUGUACGACUUGGGCAUCUUGAGAUCCAAAUUAUUACCCAGGAGGCCCCAAAUUGCGGGCCUAUAGGGGGCGGCUACAUUCAGAAAUGUACAUUCCAUUGUUUAUCUAGUUUUAUUUUUGUACAUUUUUGUAUCUUAAGUCAUUUUUUAUCUAGUCUUUUUCUUGUAUUUGUUGACAUUUUUAUGGAGACCCUCUCGACAGUGAUUGAGUUCGCUUUUCCGCUAUCCGUCAGGGGCGUCAGCAAAUAUUGUUCCCAUAUGUUGAUAUGUAUCAGGUUUUAUAUUUUGUGUUGGUUUUUGUACCCUGAGAAAUAAUAAAUGAAAUGAAAUCUGUAACUAGUGGGGGGGAGGGGGGCAUGCAUGCAGGGACUUGAUUGCCAGGCCCCUCUCUCAUUCAGAAACUGGCCCCAGUAGUAAUGAGUGCUCAUCAUUUGGCAUGAGACACUCUGCAAGAUUACAACUCUGUUGGCCUUGUCUGGUUCCAUUGUUCUGAUUUAUCUGUCUCAUGGCAUUUUGUUUAGUCUUGUUUGAAGUUGUCAUGGUCUUUAUCUGGUCUUUUCCUUCUUCCAGAAUCUUUGUAUGUUUUCUUUGGUGGUGGUGGGGGGUUGACUGAUUUUGCACUCUUUAACAAGUGUUGGCAACUCUAAUUUCAUUGUCGAGCCCUGAGGUUGUAUUUUUAUAUCCCCGAUUCUCCUUUUAUCUCCAUAUUCUGAUUUCUCUAUCUGUUUCAUAGCUACUCUUUGUGUGCCAUUCUUUGGGGUGUUUUGUUGUCAUGCUCUCGUCCCCAUCCUUCUGCAUUCAACCUGUUGUUUCUGAUUUUCCUUUUUGGAGGUAAAGCAGCCUGCUUUACCACUAGACACCACUGAUGGAAUGGGGGAGGGGACAACAGGUGCCACAGCCUGGCCCCAAAGGAGCAAAUUAUUCUGUUGCUUGAAAAUGAGAAGAAUAGUGUUUUGAGGGGACCAUUUCAAUUCCGUUCCCUCCAAAAGCAUGUAAAAGACUCCAAAGUUUAGCUUCACCCCUCACGGGCCCUAAAAAACUGACAAAAUUUACCAAAUCUUUUGGGUCCCUGGAACGGUUUUUGCCCUUUUGAAAAAAAAAAAAAUUAGUUUCAGGCACGCCAGACGCUCAAAAGUCGCUGCUUUAAAACUGUCUGACCCCAUAUGCAGGUCUGUGUAUAGCUGAAACCUUAUAGCAUUUGGAUGGACAAUAAAAUGAAGUUAGCAACAGGGAAAUAAGGAUAGUGACCUGGAGGGUUUGGCACAUGUAUGUGUAAUGCUGACCUGUUUCAGUGCAAGAGUACACUCAUCUGUUUUGACUUGCCCAGGUUUUUUUUUUUUUAAUGUAAAGAUCUAUCCUGACAGUGAGGCCCACUUUCUGGUGAACUACUGCCAACAAGAACGUGUUGGCUUAUCAAUUGACUGGACUUUUAGUUUUUAGUAUCUGCACUGAUAAGGGAAGCCAGAGGUACAGAAAGUCAGCAAUCUCACCGUUCAUGGGUAGUUAAAUGAUAGCUGUGGCAUAUAUCAUUCAGCAAAUGCACACUGUAUGGACAGGAACUUUUGUCCUGGCAUAAGAGUAACUUAACACCCUGUAUAUAAUUUGGGCAUGCUGCUAUUGUCUGUUUAGUCCAACAUGUUGCUGUUUAACACUUAAGUGUAUAAUGAAUAACUUUUUGUACCUCAUUUGCCAUCUUAUUUUAUUAUUGCAAUAACAAAGUGAAAUUGCACAGUCAG